This is a messenger RNA of Oppiella nova, 446 nucleotides long. NCBI's taxonomy places the organism in Eukaryota, Metazoa, Arthropoda, Arachnida, Sarcoptiformes, Oppiidae. The record is from the annotation of a GenBank genome assembly.
CAUAAAUACAAUAUAAGAUAAGACUGAUUGCAAAAUUAAUUUCCAUGUAAUGUGAUCACACAUAUGUAAUCAAAGUGUGCGGAUGAACACCUGCCCGGCCAAUGGCCAGUCAUCAAGCAAUGUAUAGACACUGAUAAAGGCCGGGAUAUAUACCGGAUAAUGGCCAGAAAGACCAAGGAGUUAUACCCGUCGCCCACAUACGUCCCGUGGGUUACCAUCGAUGGCAAGUUUGACAAGAAGUCUAUGGCUUUGAUCGAAAGCAAUCUGAUUAACUUCGUAUGCCUUAAGGCUAAUCCCCGACCCAUUGAAUGUCCAAACUCUGGAGCCACUGAUUAUCUACAGCAAAAUCAAGAAACUGUACCAUCAUCUGCUUUUGAGGCAUAAAUUAUAAGCAAGUAUUGUUUUAGUUUGAAAAUGCUAUUUAUUAAAAUAUAUUAAUAUGCAUU